CGCCCGGCGUUUCUCUUUAGCCCCGCCUCUUCGGUUUUCUCCCGUCGCGCCCUCGGGUUGGUCUUUCCCCGCCUUUCGGCGCGCCGGCUGGAAAGAAGUUUUGCUGAGCGGUUCUUCCGUACGUUGGAUUGCCUCUGAAUUAAAUGCCUUUUAUCUGUUGCAAUGGAGUCGGAGAGUCUCAUGAUCCUUUACGAGGAUAAUUCUGUUGAAGUGCACUAUGCGGGUGGAUCCAGGCUGCUGCUUUCUCCUUGCGGGUCUGAAUUUUUAUUUGAGAAAGCCAUUCCUGCCUCUCCCCAUCCCAUGCAGCCAGCAGAGAGGGUUCGCCAGAGGACACAGUUUGCUAUUAGCAUCUACCGGGACCAGCUUUUGCAUGCAAUUGAUUUCCGGAAUCUGUAUUCUGAUCGUCCCUAUUUACCUUCAAGUAUUAUAUCUCCUGAAAGGAAAAAUGUUCUUUUUGCAGAUAUCUCCAAAGCCAAAUGGCCCACUCCUCAUACUGCUGAUGGGGUGAUACGUCUGUGUCACGGCAGCGUGACAGUCUCAUCUUUAGAUGGCCAUGCUUGUCUCUUCUUGCCAGAGCUUCAGCAAGAAUUUACAGUGGAGUUUUUAUGCAAAGUUAGCCAACAGUUAUUGGCACCAAAAUUACCAGUUUUGGAAAAAAGGUCUGACGAAUCGGUCCAGAAUUGCUCUGGAAGGUCCAGCCAGAAUCCUGCCUUGAAACCAACUUCUAAGCAACAGAGAACAGAAGAGAGAGAGGACAACCUCUGCAGGGAUACAGAAAAAAAUUUGCAGGACAGGAGAUCAACUCCUAUGCAAAAAGAUGAGAUUCCUUGGUCUUUCCAGAACUGUUCAUCAGAAUAUUGUAGGGUUACCCAACGUAUGUCGGUGUUCUCCUGCCCCGAAGAAUGGAAGUACGCUUUGUCAUUGGCUUUUAUGUUUUAUCGGUCACACGCUGGCAACAACAGUGAAACAGAUGAAGGAAACAAAGGCAAUGGGAAUGUAGGUCAUGACACUUCACCUUCAUUGGAAACUUCUAAAGCAAUCACUUGUUUGCCUCGGGCUUUACCACUCAGCUGCUGUGCUCCUUAUCUGCACAGGUGGAAUUUCUCUGAUUUCUUCCAGCUGAGAAAGGAGGGCAGUGGGCAUUAUUUGUACUCCCAGCCAAUCAAAGUAGUCUGGAGUGAAGGUGUUAUUUUCAGGUUUUUUUCUGGAGCUAGACGCAUAGAAAUUUACCCUGGCGAUGGCUCAGUUUUCAAAUCAGAAGCUUCCUUUUUAGGAAAAUAUUUCACUCGGUAUUGUAUUCAGGAACAAACAAGGCAGAUCCGUGAUGGUACCUCUCCAUGUCAUGUGCACACAAGAGAAGAAACAAUGUAUUCCGUAAGUGGGCUGCCACCUGAUAUACCUGGGAGUCUCUACUCUGUGUGGACAAUUAUUACACAAGCAGUAAGAGUUCUUCAACAUAAUCUUGAGAACAUGCUUUCAUUAACACAUAAUUACACCGUCUGCUGCUGGAAGAUGGUGUCUCCUGAAAUGGGCGGAGGAAGAAUGCUACCAGUCCCUCUGGCUGAAACGGUUAUUCCUAAUGUAGGAAGAUUCUUUGCCUAUUCAGAUAAUAAAGUACAUGCUGUUUUUUAUGAUGGAAUGAUCCUGAACAUGGCGUGGGAUUUCAGUUGUCACUAUGGAAAAUCACAGAGACCUCAAGAUGCUAACAUAGGUUGGUGCAAACUGACGUCUCCUGAAGGAGCACAGCAUCUUCUCCAGAUAGAUCAGCCCGAGCUCUAUGAAAGAUACAUCACAACUGUGGUAGAAUGGUGCAGAAGCGUAAACAAGGACGGAGAGAUGCCUACUGAUGCACCACAGUCUAAUCCUGAAGAUAACUGGUCAGUUGCUGCUGAACUUGAAAAAAUAAAAAGAUUCAACUUUUUAUUGGAAUACAGCAAUAUUCCAAGCAAGGUUUCAGCUGUGAAAAAAAAAACAUCCUCCAACACAGACAGGCGAAACGGACCAGAAGAAGUCUUUCUAGACAAGGACAUUAGUAAAAAGAACAUAACUGAGACUCUUGAAAAAACUUCAAGAGUUAUCAAUGAUAUUGAUUCUCUUUUAGCUUCCUCUAUAAAGCGAAACAUGAUCAAAAGCAGUUCAGGUAAUGCUGUCCCCCACUAACCUGAUUGAAGAAGCAGAAAAAUAAAUUCAAACCAUCAAGGUCAGGCUGUAAAGAGUUGUUCUCAGUCACUCACUUUAUAUAUUUUUAAAAGGCAGAAUUAUCAGUUAAGGAUAUUGUUAAUUUAUUAAUUUGAGUAUAUGUUGGGAGGUUUUAGGGAUUAUGUUUGUUUUUUGUGUGUAUUACUAUUUCUUAGCUGAUUUGCCUCUAUGGAGAGAUAGGUGUGACAGAAUUUUUUUAAGUAAAUAACAAUAAAAAAUAAACUAUGGUUUGUUAUAAAA
Messenger RNA from Rhineura floridana, 2439 nucleotides. It is a transcript of the gene C1H5orf34, whose product is annotated as chromosome 1 C5orf34 homolog. NCBI's taxonomy places the organism in Eukaryota, Metazoa, Chordata, Lepidosauria, Squamata, Rhineuridae. The coding region runs from base 163 to 2160 and encodes 665 amino acids. The record is from RefSeq and is a predicted model, not a curated record. The transcript has 14 exons.